UCAUGAAAAUCCCGCAACAUGCCUCCAAAUCACCGGAGAGCCGCAUCACCCGCACGUCCCGCCUCCCUCCUCUUCUCCGUGCGGGAUCCCGCACCGCACCGCUUCACCCUCUGAAGCCUCCGCGUUGUUUUUCUGCGUCUCUCUCCCUUUUUUUUUAUUUUUUUAUUUUACCGCAGCACACACACACACACACACACACACACAGACACAGAGCUGGUCUUCCUGUCUUCAUUCUGCUGAUGCUGCAGUGUCGCUCCUCUCUCUCGUGUGUUCCUCACGUCUUCUCUCGUGUUUCCAGCAUGAUUUUGAUAAAUAUUCAGUCCGGAUUUUCGCUGCCAAGCCGCGGUACUGAAGCCUCCUCCUCCUCCUCCUCCUCCUCCUCCUCCUCCUGCAGCGGGCUGCUCCGCUCGACGCUGAAAACCUACACCAAGAGGAUACGGAUGUUAACCAAGACAACAUAGUCUAUUAAUUUUUCAGAGAUCCUGUAAAACGAUAUCAGUAUUAAACCCAAGUUGGGAGGAGAAGGUGCUGCAGGGUGAGGACGAUCUGCUGCCUCCAGAUCAGCUCAGGUGAAGGACGAAGCGUUUGCUGUAGAGGAGGAGGAUGAUGGUGGGGAUGAUGAUGGAGACGGAGGCUCUGCACAGCGACCGGCCUCAGUAGAGGCUUCUUCACUCCGACCUGCUGCUCCUCACCUUCACGCCGCCUCCUCUUCCUGUCCUCGUCCCACCAGGAAGGAUGACCGUGGUGUCGACAGAAAACAUGGACGAGACCUCCACCCUGCCGGGACACCCGCAGGACCCGUACCCGCCCGACGACGACCACGACGACCACGACUGCUGCGAGCGGGUGGUCAUUAACAUCUCGGGUCUGCGCUUCGAGACCCAGCUCAAGACUCUGGCCCAGUUCCCGGAGACGCUCCUCGGGAACCCCAAGAAGAGGAUGCGCUACUUCGACCCCUUAAGAAACGAGUACUUCUUUGACCGGAAUCGCCCGAGUUUCGACGCCAUCUUGUAUUAUUACCAGUCCGGUGGACGGCUAAGAAGGCCGGUCAACGUGCCGCUGGAUAUGUUCUCAGAGGAGAUAAAGUUUUACGAACUUGGCGUGGAGGCCAUGGAGAAGUUUCGAGAGGACGAAGGAUUUAUCCGGGAAGAGGAGCGGCCCCUCCCGGAGAAGGAGUUCCAGCGGCAGAUCUGGCUCCUCUUCGAGCACCCGGAGAGCUCGGGGCCGGCCCGGGGGAUCGCCAUCGUCUCCGUCAUGGUUAUUCUUAUUUCAAUAGUCAUAUUUUGUUUGGAGACUUUACCAGAACUGAAGGAGGAUCCCAGCCAGCGGAUGCAGAUUGUGGGGAACAUCACGGUGUAUUACAAACCGAACGUCCUCACAGACCCUUUCUUCGUGGUGGAGACGCUCUGCAUCAUCUGGUUUUCCUUUGAGUUGAUAGUCCGGUUUUUCGCUUGUCCCAGCAAGGCGGCGUUCUUUAAAAACAUGAUGAACUCGAUUGAUAUCGUGGCGAUAAUCCCGUACUUCAUCACGCUGGGAACGGAGCUCGCUGACGACCAAGACAACAAGGAGGGGAAGGGAGGAGGGGAACAGGCCACGUCUCUGGCUAUUCUCAGGGUAAUCCGCCUGGUGAGGGUGUUCAGGAUCUUUAAACUGUCCCGACAUUCGAAGGGGCUCCAGAUUUUGGGCCAAACUCUCAAGGCGAGCAUGCGAGAGCUGGGCUUGCUCAUCUUCUUCCUCUUCAUCGGCGUGAUUUUGUUCUCCAGCGCCGUCUACUUCGCCGAGGCCGAGGAGAAGGAGUCGUUCUUCACCAGCAUCCCGGAUGCUUUCUGGUGGGCCGUGGUGUCCAUGACGACCGUCGGCUACGGGGACAUGUACCCCGUGACCAUCGGGGGGAAGAUCGUGGGCUCGCUUUGCGCCAUCGCCGGAGUGUUGACCAUCGCGCUGCCCGUUCCCGUCAUCGUGUCCAACUUCAACUACUUCUACCACCGGGAGACGGAGGGCGAGGAGCAGGCCCAGCUGCUCAACGUCAGCAACCAGAACUUGGCGUCGGAGAGCAACUCGAGCCGCCGCAGCUCCUCGGUGGUCAGCAAGUCGGAGUACAUGGAGAUAGACGAGGACAUGAACAACAGCAUCGACAACUUUAGGGAGGCGAACCUCAGGACUGCCAACUGCACGGCGCCCAGCCAGAACUGUGUGAACAAGGCGAAGCUGCUGACCGACGUGUGAGGCAGCGACCGACACGCCGGUGUAAAUAUGUAGAAACGUCUGGAUGCUUUAUCUUCAUUGGUGCAUUUUAAUCUUCUUUUGCAUUCAAACAUGUGUGAAUACUCAAAGAGGCACACAUGGUCACUUUAUAAAAAAAAUAGAGGCUCAGUUACAUCAUGAAAACACAACGACGGAGUUGUUCGGCAAUAGUUCACGGAUCAGCAGGUGUCGGGGGACGUUUUUGAUAAAUUACUGACUGAUUUUAGACGUUUUUUAAUUAUUAAUCCAACACAUGAAGCUCACAGGUUUUUGUUUCCUUGUUGCUGUGCACCAGAUCAUCAUCAGAGCCGUCGUCUUCUGUUAGUUUUGGCACAGAGACGACAGAAAAGCCCGUGUCACAAACCGGAGGUGUUCAGUUUGAAAGAUGUGGGCGUCCACCAGGCAGGGAGAGUCUAUUAAAAGACACCGCUGAGUUGCAUCAUGGGAACUAUUAGGUGUUGGUGCAGCAGUUAAGACUGUCUUGAUCUCUUAAUCCAAAUUUGCAAGUCUUUACCUAAAGAAAGGGCCAACAACAGACAUUAUUGUAGUUCUCGUUGGAUUGCAUUGUGGGUAAUGUAGGAAACAGUGAUUUCUGGAUACCUCAGCAGUGCAACUCUUUCAGUCAUCUUUACUUUGCUUCAGCAUCGUCGUCUUCAUCGUGUCUUAAGUGCAAAUUUUAGAAACUCCAGUUUGUCUCUGAUGAACUCAGAUGAGCUGAUUAAUAAAGUGAAUCUUGUUCUGGAGUUUAUUUUGUAACAGGAGAGAGACGGAAAGGAGCAAAGUAAGUGAGAGGACAGAUUAUCUGAGACUGUGAAGCAUCUUCUCUAAAGAAUAACAGAAGUGUGUAAGAUACGAGUAAAUACAAACAGAAAAGAUUUAGAUUAACAAACUGAAGGAAAUAAAGGGACACGAUUUAUUAAUCCCACACAGGAAUUUAUCAAAAACUCUCCCUGACACCUCCGACUGAGCAACAGACUCAACUUUCAGGAAAAAAAACAAAGUACAGAACCCAGCUGAGGUUUGAUCGGGCCGGCGGACGACUUCCUGCAGAAUCACACUCGGAUGGAUUACAGUUGGAAGUUCUGGCGUGUUUUCACUCUGCGGCACAUCCAGGGACACUUUGGAAAAACUCAACGGCAGACGUGGAUCGAAGUUUUUUUCCAGGCACCUUAUCAGAAGCGAACAGGAAGCGUGCCGAGCCUCGUGGAGGAUUAUCUGCUGCUACAGACCGACUGGCGGUUCCCCGUUCGACGCCACGCAACAACUCCUUUAUAUAAAAGCAUGUGGAGACUCUCUUCUCUCUUAUAUCGGCAUGCACAAGACGUUACCUCAUUCUUAUUUUUUACAUCUUCUCCUUCUUUGACCUCUCAUCUUUUCUCCUCCUGGGAAUUUUUUCUCUCAUUUGUUUUCACCAAAAGUGCACUGGCUAUUUAUUUAUUGUUUAAAUUAUUUUGGAGCAUUUAAGUGUUGAAUGUUAAAAAAAAAGCAUUAAGGGAACAGGAACUCUUCUUUUUUCGAAGAUCAUGGCAUGUCAAAAAUACUAAAGCAUUAUGGCCUAAUUAGCUAUGGUAUAGCUACGUAUACUCAAUGCAUGACAACAGUAUUAAAUUGCUUGCAGUUGUGGAGGGACCUCGGGAGCUGUGGGAUGAGGAUGAUGAUGAUGAUGAUGAUUCUCCUCAUUGUUGUCAAGCUAACGUCAGGAUACGGUGCAUGAUGAAGGCGCUAACUGCUGAAGGGGACAAAUCUGCUGAAAAAAACAAAAGAAAAAAGAGGAAGAGACGUAAACGACGAUCUCUUUAAAAAAAAAAGACAUUUCUGAAAUUCCAUCGUCCUUUUCAUUUAUCUGAAGCUUUGAUCUUUGACGACGGAGUGCAUGGGAUCAUUUUAUGUGAUUUGUGACCCCCGAUUUUUUUUUCUUUCUUGCAUUUGACUUAAAAAAAAAACAAAAAAAACACAAGAAGUUUCAAGAAGGAAAGCAGAAAUAUUUAACAAAUUUCAUAGAUAUAUUCUAAAGAAUUAGUUUCUAGUGCCUUGAACCCCGUCUCAUUCUAGAAUUGAUUAAAGUGCCUCCCGUUACAAAAAGACAGCGAAGAGCUUAAUGAUGUGCAGCUUAACUUCCUGCCAUGAAGAUGCACUGCUCCCUGCACAUCUGGAGACAAGAGGCUUGCAAACAGAUGUGUUUGGAUAAAGAUAUGAAUAUAUAUUCCUCCUCCUGGGGCCUCGCGUGACGACGGUUGAUGACACACGGCUGCGUUACGUAUUUUAAAGACAGAGGAGAUAAAACAAAGGUUGUUUCCUCUGUCGUACCUCUGCAGGUGCUUCAGUUUGACCUCCAUCACAGAACGUCUCAGUAUUUCAGGUGUUAUUCUCAAAACUGUGUCUUUUCUGAUCUACUCAUGGGGCAACAUGACGGCUAACCAAGCUAGCUGUCUGGUUAGCUAGGCGGCAAUCUAGCCUUCUCAUUCAAAUGUCUCUAAAUCCACAAACAUGUUAGCUUCCUGGGUUAGCUAACUACAUAGGGCUCGACUGAUGAGUCAGUUUGUCAGCUAACGAAACUGUCUGGUUAUUCAGGCAACCAACUACUUGUCUCCAAAUCCAAAUGAAAGCAUCUGAGGCUAAACACAUGGAAACUAACUGCAGAGGCAGUCAGGUGGCUAACAAAGCUAGCUGCUAGGAUCUAUGAUGUGUGACUUAAAGGUCAUCAUAAUGAUUUGAACUUUCCUCUGUUUGAUGAAGCUUCUUGUCUGCGUAGUGAUUGGAACAGUUAGCAACAGCUGCUGAUGCAGGAGGCUAACUGGUGUUUAGCACUACUUAAGCUGUGGACUUGGAGACAUUUGUACGGUGAUAAAUGCAAAAAAUGUAGUUUACUUGGAGACUUUAAGAGGUUUGUGCUGCUGAUAAUGUGGCCGGAUCUUGUUUCGCCUGCAAAGCUAGCAGCACAAUUAUGAGAAUAACACUUAAAAAAUACCAGAAACAGAAAACUGAUAUCAGUAAUGUAGAUCAGAUGCAUUAUCAUGAGGCUCAUUAUUUUCAGUUUCUCGCAGAGAUACAGAUGCAGAACAUCAGCAGACUGAGCUGCAGCUGCACUGAGGUCGAGUCCUCGAGUGUCUUUCAAGAUGAAAAGUGGUGUUUUGAGGCUGGUUGGAUCAAUAAACAGCCUCACGAUCACCUCAUGGAUUUACCACUUAUAUACAGACAUAUGGACAGGUUGCAAAAACCUCCAGAGACACAACGUCAGUAUUUAAAGCUACAGCUCCGACUGCAGUGGAAACCUUUCUGAGGACUCUAUCACUUCAUAUCAGAGACACUGCUGCUCUCUGAUUCCUGGGACCAAAACAAAAAGAAAAGAGAAAUCACUGCCGAUAAAGAUAGAGCAGAUCUGCACAUUAUAAAACCAAUCUGUUCUGUGAAAAUGUAGAAAUAAUGAGCCUCACACGUCGUCUCACAGUACUGACCGGACCAUUUUUUAUGCUUUAUUAAGGCUUAAAUAAUCCAACAUGUUCUCAGUGUUUGGAUAAUUGAGUCUGAGGAAAUUGGGGAGAAAUUACGAGCAGAAUAAAUGUUUCCUCUGGCUGGGAGUUGUGGAUUUAGAGAGAUAAUGAUGAAUCUGACCACAGUGGAAGCAGUCGGUGUUUCCUCUGCAGAGCAGCCAGCAACUCAGCAUCAUCUGAACGUAACCACAGGCAUUAGUCACUCUGCAUGCCAGCAAAAUGGCUGCUGCUGCUGCUGCUGCUGCUGCUGCUGCUGCGGUGGUGUUGCUCAGAGGAGGGAGCACAUGGCCUCUCUGCUGUGGUGUUUUCAGGAGGGAAAUGUCAACACGUGGACCCAUUAUUGAGUCUGAAUGAUUGAAAAACAAGUAGAGAGAAGAGCAGAAAGAUCUGGACACAGUGUGCACGACGCAGGACUCGGUUCUGUUCUGCAGUUUGUUCUCAAAAUUCAGUCACAAUGACAGCUGCAAGUGAUGAAUCAUCACGUAACGAUCAGCAGAUCUGCUCUCACCCCCACACAUUCCCUCCUCGCUCAGUGUUGACACUUAGACUCGACCGCGAGGCGACACUCCAACAAAUUAUGUGACACCUAAAAACAAAUAGUGAGUGUAACUUACAAGCCGCGGAGCCCAAACUGUUUCCUCUCUGCUGUUGUUAAGAUGAAAAUGGUGGCGUACGGAAGCCGUGAGAGGCAGGAAGACGCGUCAACUGUUUCCUCUCCUGAACACACGCGGGUCGAACAUGACGUCCUCCAUCUUGUUCCGUCAUGACGAGUACAAUCCUUUUUUUUCUGUCUCGAGAUCUGAAGUUAUACAUGGAAUUACAAAUGUUUUCCUGAGAUAACGAGAUAACGUGAGCGAAAACAACUUCAUAUGAACAUCUGAAUGUUUUACCUGUUGGUGUGAUCUGAAGGUGUUUCCAUCAUGACUGCUGUAACACACAUUUGUUUUCUAGUGACAACAGGUUCAUUCAUCUUGAUAUCUCAGGAAAACAAAGCUUGUUUUGUGAGGAUAAAUUAAGUCCUUUAUAUUUUUUUUUUCCAAUUUGGCCCUCAAGGCUUCCGUAGUGCUACAGUCCCAAAACCUUUGACUGACCGUCACUGACAUGUUUAACGGUGUCCCUUAUAACAUUUGGUCCCCAGAGUAACUGCUAGCUGCUGCUAACUAGAGCUGCUUUUCUGGAUCUGUGUUUUUCACAGCAACACAUGAAGCUUUUACAACAAUAAACCUUCAUGUUGUUGUAUCUAGUUUGUUGAAAUCAAACAAAACUAAUGUGGCACCUUAACGAAACUCUCUGCUGUGUUCAAUCAUUCAGGGUGUUUCAGUUUAGAGGGUCUGCAGUGAUGAACAGUGUGACGUUUGUUCAGUUUGAGGAAACAUCUCCUCCAAACAUGCAGCUCAGCAGCAGCAGCCUCGUCUGAGUCAGGAGGUUUAGUUACGUAAGAGUCUGCAGGUUUUUAUUUUCUGACAGCUCAGAAGUGAAAUCAGCAGCGGAGGGAUUUGGUUUCGGGAUGAAAACUCUGCAGACUCGUCGGCAAAUUUCACACUUGAAAAUGACUUCCUGCGACUGUGGAGACUUGGAGCUGAAUCUCAUCAGGGUCGAUGUGUGUUUGCGCUUAUAAAACACCUGAGCAGCCGAGCACAGGUGUUCUCACUUUACACCUCGUCUCAGAGGUCGAGCUGCUCGUCAGGACUGCUGCAAAGCACCUGUUUGGGUGAACGGUACCUUUAAAACCUCAGUUAAUUACUUGUAUUCAGAGGUCAGCAGGACCUGAACAGAUCCCACAUGUUGUGAGUCUGGUUGUGCUGCUUUAGGAUUAAUUAGACACCAAGUGGUCUUUUAAAUCUGAGCUGUGUCUUUUAUCCAAAUUAUGGAUAAUACUCGUGUACAUGAGUAUCAGCAGCUUUACUCCCAGGAGUUAUCUUGAGUGUAAAAGUUACAAUUUGCUCACUGAAAUAAGAAAUUAAGACAAAUAUCUUUGAUUGCAAAAGUUAGAAAAGUCCGUCUGUGCUGGACGACGUGUUUCCUGGAGGUUUCCUGUGUGUCUGUGUGUCAUCGACAGCUUGUCUGAGGCUCGUUGAACAAAAUUGCCGUCGAACGAAGAACAAAAUAAAUCCCUUUAAUUAAAGUUUCAGUCAGAUGAAAAACAAAAACCAACGCUUCAGAGGUGCUUCAUGUCGAACAUGCAGUCGCUCCAACGGAGGCAACGAUUACAAAUCUCACAACUUGUUUUUCUUUUUUCUUUUUAAAAGAAUGAAAUCACAUAAAAAAAAUAAAUAAAAUCCUAUAUUUUCUUGACAGAUGUUUAAGAUUAGUGAUUAAAAGCAACAUCAGGGUAGUUUGGUAGUGUCGUGGUUUUCAACUCCUGUUUGUUCAUAUCUGUCGUGUUUUAGGCCAAAUGUCUGAGAUCUAUCUGCACCAUGAAGGGACCAAAAGAUGUUUUAUAGUUUGUUGUUUUCACAUCAUCAGAGCAGCUCGACAGACGGAAAACAAAGAACAUUUUCCAGAUUGUUCCUUCACAAAACGUUGUUUCUGUCUGCAGUAACGAGGACGAUCGACGCCUUUCCCUUCCAAAAUAAAGUUCAUAUGAUUUUUAGUUUUCAAGCUUCCAACUGCCAAGUCCAAAAUGUUAAUUACUGCCGAUUAUGUGAUUGAUCAACCAGUUCUGAUUAAUCUGUUGUUUUCAGGACAUCUGGGAAAUAUUUUGGUUUUGAUUCUCCUGUGAUCUGUUUCGCAGGCUGAUGUUAAGCCACAAACGCAGAGUUUCUCAACCUCCACAGAUUUUUGUGUGAUUUUAUUUUUCACCUGUCACGUCACACGUCACUUAUGUGCAGCUUUAAACUGACAGUAUUGCAUGAUUUCUGUUCUUCUGAACCUCUGUGCCCUUUACGACAGAUCACUGACCAGUAAAAUGAAUCAAUCAUCUGAAUCAGAGUCUAUUGAUUUGUUCAGAAAGAAGUUAAUGACAGUUUAGAUAAUCCAUCCGAGGACGAGCUGAAGGAAGCUGCUGUGUAGUCCGACAGCGCCGUCACCAUCUCUUGUCCACAGGGGGCGCCACGGUCAACAAAAGAUGAAGCUUACCUGUCGUAGCUUAACAUAAAUCUACCCAGUAUUUGCUGGUUUGGCUGAAGAAGUGGGAGGAUUUCUUAAAUUGAUUUCCUUGUUGGUGUUUUGAGUCCAACAUAACAGGCGAUGAUACCACUCCAGUGUGGGCAGUAAUGCUGCGAGGGUGAGACGUCUACCGCGGAAACGUGAGACGAAAUCGACAAUUUUUUAACGUUAUGCAGCUGAACGAGUUCUAUUCAACCAAAACAAGAAGUUUUCCUGAACCUAACCGUGUGGUUCUGGUGCUGAACCCAAAACAAACAGUUAAAUCAGUGAUAAAUGUUCCAGACCUCCCUCAUACCGUCGUCACUCUUUGGUUCGGUUCAGGUAAACAUUAUGGUUUGGGUGAAAAUAACAAUGUUAAUUAUCCUCAUUUGUAAGUUAAAAGUGACCUCCUGACUUCCUCCUUUGCUGCUGUAGUAACCAAUAUGGCCACUAGAGGUCACUGCCAAACCGGAAACAUAAAUCAGGAUUCUAAGCUGCCUCAUCUUCAUACCUCAACGAGGAAACAGGAUGAUUAUCAGCCUGUUAAAACAACAUGGCUGUUGUCUUGUACCAGUAACAGCCGUACUGAACUGUCAUCAUACUCUCACAGUUUCAUUCUCUUCAGGUAACAAAACUAUUUCGUAGGUUCUUGAAAUCUGGUGGUUUGGGUUUAAAUAACUAACAUAACUACAUACACGAGUUCUGCCUCUGCUUGACUUCCUCCUUUGCUGCUGUUAGAACCACUACGGCCACUAGAGGUCGCCGCCUAACAAGGCCAGUGAAUCUGGAUCGUAACGCACUUGCACAUACGACUUAUUAGCUUGUUUUUCUGAUUAACCUCGGACCAUCGACAGUGAACGUAUCUUACUUCAGUUAUUCACGUAUGUGAAAGUAUAAAAACAGUAGUUGUUGUUUACAUGGGAGCAGUGGCCUCCUGUCGAGAGUCCUCAUCCACCUUCGUUCUCCUCCCUCUGCAGCUCUUUAUACUACAUCACCUGCCUUCCUCCUUUGCUGCUGUAACAAUCGCUCUGUGCACUAGAGGUCGCCGCCAACAGGAAACGUAAAUAUGGGUUGUAUGUUGUUGUUAAUAAUUGAAGGCUAUCAGAUCAAUUUGUAAUCAAAAUGAUGGUUUAUUGACAAGACAAUCCGAGGCUGAUGGACACUGGAUCCUUCAGGCAGCUUCACUGUAUAAUUAGCUGCCGUCAACCUGGAAUAUUUCCACAGAUUUCGAGCCUGUAAAUGAUAUUUAUGAUCUAAAAUGAAAACAACGACACAUCAUCAGGUUCCGAGGACUAUUUUUACCGUUCAAAGAUCCCCGAGGAAUUCAGUCCACAAAGACAUGUCAAACCAAAGUCAAGCUAAAAAUAAACAGGUUGAGAAACUCUGCAUCAGUGACUGUGUUCAUAGGGAUGUGAUCUAAAAAGCCUUGACACGAGUGAUGAUGAUGGUGAUGAUGAUGGUGAUGAUGAUGAUGAUGAUGAUGAUGUUGAUGGUGAUAAUGAAGUGUCAUCAUGUGACAGAGAGAGCUGCAUGAUCACUCACAUGAAUUAAUACUAGUGGAAUAUUUGAACUCAAACAAACAUUAUUAUUAUUAUUAUUAUUAUUAUUAUUAUUAUUAUUAUUAUUUAUUAUAAACAUCACAACAUUUGUUCUCUCGUCAUGAUUUAAAACGUUGUGUUUUCAGAGGGAUGACUGGUUACUUUGGGACUAACGAGGUUUGUCAUUAGCGGUAGUUCGUGUCCCCUCUCGUCCUUAAUCACAAUCAUAAGCCAAAGUCUCAUCCUGACCACGAUGACUUAAAGUCCCGGUGCCGGAGACGUCAUAACAAAAUAUCAAAAGAUGAAAAUACUCUCCACUGGGCGGUCGAGAUCCUCCCUGAACCCUGCAGUCGUUCAGAUUGCACCACGUCGGUUCUUUUUUAAUUUGAGCUUCUGUUUCGUCUGAGUUCUCGCUGCAGUAUGCAAUGUUUGUCAUUGGUUGGUGAGGCAUAGUCUGUAACCUAUGCAAGGUUAGUCGACGAUUUAUGUCCAUUCUGAUCUCAUCAUAUUACAACAGUUUCAAUAAAUUUUGAAAGAUA
Acanthopagrus latus (yellowfin seabream) is the source of this 10899-nucleotide messenger RNA. RefSeq names its product potassium voltage-gated channel, shaker-related subfamily, member 1b (gene kcna1b). The record is from RefSeq and is a predicted model, not a curated record. The transcript has 2 exons. Gene Ontology annotation, biological process: potassium ion transmembrane transport; protein homooligomerization. Gene Ontology annotation, molecular function: protein binding; delayed rectifier potassium channel activity. Gene Ontology annotation, cellular component: membrane; synapse; dendrite. NCBI's taxonomy places the organism in Eukaryota, Metazoa, Chordata, Actinopteri, Spariformes, Sparidae. Bases 736 to 2226 code for a protein of 496 amino acids.